AUGUCUAUCAAAGAGCAGCUCGCCUCCGAAGACGUGAACACUCGUAUUGAAGCAUUAACUCGCUUUUCUGAAGCAUCAGAGAGUGAGCUUGCCGAGCUUUUUAAGAUUGUUUCCGAAGAUUUCAAUCAUCAAGUUCGUGAAGAAGCUGUAGAAAAAAUUCUUCUUCAUCCAGAAUCAUUCAGACUGUUUCUUGCAGAUCCUGAUCCACAAGUUCGCAUUUCAAUCAUCAAUAAAUCCGUUGAAAUCAGAAACGCCUUAGCAGAAGCCGGAAAGCUAGAAAAACCAGAGACUGUUAUUGCCCAAAUUAAGACUCUCCAAAGUGAUUCAGUUUCCGAGGUUCGUAGUGCUUUGGCUCGCGUUUUAUACAAACAUUGCGGAACAGAAGCAACAGACGAAAGCCGCGCCUUUGUUCUUGCAAAUAUAGUCCCAAUACUUGAUAACCUCCUUAACGAUAGACACGACGACGUUCGCAUUGCCGCAUCUCUUAAUAUCAAAGAAAUAACAAUCAUUUUCGGUUUCGAUUUUGUUUUCGAGCAGCUCUACAACUCCCUCCAUCACAUGCUCACCGAUACUCAAUGGCGUGUUCGAAAUAACGCUGUUGAAUUAUUAUUUGGUCUUGCUUUAGUUUGCUCACAGGACUUCUUCGACGCUAACUUAUUCCAGUUUCUUAUUCAGUUCCUCCAAGAUCCAUGCAAUAAAGUUCGCCAAUUCGCUUUAAGUUCAUUACCAACACUUGCAGCGAAGUUUGGCGAAGAAUGGCUCAAGAAGAAAUUAGUUGUCGCACUCAAGGACCUCGCAGAAUCACAGAACUACCUCCAUCGCGAAACAUAUUUACUUACUAUCUCAGCUUUAGUUUCCUUCUUCCCAGUUCAGUAUCAGAGUAACUACGUCUUCCAGCCAAUGAUUAGAAUGCUGAAGGAUAGCGUCUAUAACGUUGUACUUCUUGCAAUCGAGUUGUUAUCCAAACAUAAGGACUCUAUUCAUCCAUUUAGAAGACAAUACGAACUCAAGCCAAUACUUGAGAGCCUUGUUGAUAAUUCACCUGUUACAAUUAAGGAUCAGGCUAGCGCAUUACUCGCUGAUUGCCAAUAA
Messenger RNA from Trichomonas vaginalis G3, 1092 nucleotides. RefSeq names its product meiotic spindle elongation. Gene Ontology annotation, cellular component: cytoplasm; protein phosphatase type 2A complex. The record is from RefSeq and is a predicted model, not a curated record. Gene Ontology annotation, molecular function: protein phosphatase regulator activity; protein binding. The coding region runs from base 1 to 1092 and encodes 363 amino acids. NCBI's taxonomy places the organism in Eukaryota, Parabasalia, Trichomonadida, Trichomonadidae. The transcript has a single exon. Gene Ontology annotation, biological process: protein dephosphorylation.